Molecule: messenger RNA, 1715 nt
Organism: Coregonus clupeaformis (lake whitefish)
Lineage: Eukaryota; Metazoa; Chordata; Actinopteri; Salmoniformes; Salmonidae
Gene: ak6
Product: adenylate kinase 6
Exons: 5
Coding region: 207-731 (174 amino acids)
Cellular component (GO): nucleus; cytoplasm
Molecular function (GO): ATP hydrolysis activity; ATP binding; AMP kinase activity
Source: RefSeq, a predicted model, not a curated record
GGGGCGCGUGUUCUGCAAAUACUCGAUUCAUCCCGAAGCUUUGUUGUUUUUUUACUCAUAGGUAACUUUGAUUGAAUGGGUUACUGAUUGUUACACAUUGUCUGGUUUUGUUAACAAAAGUAAUAAACAAAAUAGGAGAACUUUCCGAGUUCUAAGGUAACUGUAUUUGGUCACGUGCAGAGCACGCAAGGCAAGGAAAAGCAGCGAUGAAAAUCAUGAAGCGACCAAAUAUUCUACUGACAGGCACCCCUGGCGUAGGGAAGACCACCCUGGGAAAAGAGCUUGCCCAGAGGACAGGACUAACCUAUGUCAAUGUAGGCGACCUGGCACAAGAAGGGCAGCUGUUUGAUGGCUUUGAUGAAGAGUACCAGUGCCCAGUUCUAGAUGAGGACCGGGUGGUGGAUGAGCUGGAGGAUAAGAUGGGGGACGGAGGGGUGAUAGUGGACUACCACGGCUGUGACUUUUUCCCAGAGCGCUGGUUCCAGAUUGUCUUCGUGCUCCGCACAGACAACACCAACCUCUAUAGCCGGCUGGAGGGCAGGGGCUACACAGGGAAGAAGCUGCAGGACAAUGUCCAGUGUGAGAUCUUCCAGACCAUCUAUGAGGAGGCCAUGGAGGCCUAUAAGGAGGAGAUUGUCCACCAGUUGCCCAGCAACGAGCCUGAGGACCUGGAGCGUAACCUGGAGCAGAUAGUCCAGUGGAUAGAGCAGUGGGUGAAGGACAACAACUAGCACGGACACAAACCCUAGAAACCAAAACAGUGCAUGGCUGGAAUAUUCUUCAUACCAGAAAAACAUACCAUGGGACUCUUCAUGUUUGUUGAAAAAAAUCUAAACACCUUUAACUUAUAUCAAUCACACACAUACUAGGCUUUGCUAGGAUAGUACUGAGGCUUGAAAUCCUGGUCCUGGUUUUGGUUCGAGCACAACGUGUAUCACACCUGAUUGUUGAAUUGAUCAACCAAUCAUUGAGUUGUUGAAAUGGGUGUGAUAGUCUUGGACUGGAACAAAAAAAAAUAUGCCCCAGGUCCGAAAAAAAAAUACGAAAACCAUCUAGCAUAGUCGACAACAUUGAUGACAUAAUAUUGGUAAACAGUACACUCUUAUCGUAGACAUGUUUACAGUCUAAGACAUGGACAACCACACUCACACACACAGGUAAAGAGCAGGGCAUGGUUACCUCACUGAGCAGAGGCCCAGCGUAAUGAUAAUAAAUGGGUGUAUCUCAAAUGGCAGCCUGUUCACUAUAUAGUGCACUAGUUUUGACCAGGGCCUAGGACACUGGUCAAAGGUAGUGCACUAUAUAUGGUAGAGGGUGUCAUUUGGGACGCACACAUUGGCUGUGUUUAUUCCGUUGGACUGUAUGGUUAACCACACCUUCAUUUGCGAUGAAAGCAAGGGGCAGUAAGCAUGUUUAGAUACUGACGGCGUUGCAAGAGCUGUUCAUGUACAAGCUAGAAGUCAUGAAAAGCCAUGUCGUCACAAGAUUUGGGCAGUAUUUAAGUCCAAAUGCAUGCAAUCGCUAUAUCUCUACUCUAAGGGAAAUGUUUUGUCAUUUUAGAUUCUAAGGAUGUGCAAAAUUGAAUGUGUAUUAAUUAGAUGCAUGCUGCAUUUGCUUGUGGCAUAGAUUGAUUUAAAAUUGAUUACAAUUUAUUUUUGGCACAUUCAGCUUAUUUUGCAUUUAUUGCAUUCCAAUAGUUUAUCUACAUAAAUAAA